This is a messenger RNA of Lineus longissimus, 10403 nucleotides long. Its product is annotated as tyrosine-protein phosphatase non-receptor type 4-like. Bases 150 to 3242 code for a protein of 1030 amino acids. Lineage: Eukaryota; Metazoa; Nemertea; Pilidiophora; Heteronemertea; Lineidae. Gene Ontology annotation, biological process: protein dephosphorylation. The record is from RefSeq and is a predicted model, not a curated record. The transcript is spliced from 30 exons. Gene Ontology annotation, cellular component: cytoplasmic side of plasma membrane; cytoskeleton; cytoplasm. Gene Ontology annotation, molecular function: protein tyrosine phosphatase activity; cytoskeletal protein binding.
UUGGAUUAUCAGGAACUUCAAUCAUCGAAUUUUGUGGAUAUCGAUUGAUUUCGCGCAUGGAUUAAGGCCCCACUCGGAUUAAAGCCCCCUCAAUUCUAGGAUAAUGCUCAUUUUUGUCUGUGGCUGAGUUAAACUUAGGUUGCUCUAUAAUGUCCAUGAAGCUGCGUGCUUCAAGUGGCACCUACAAUGUCCGCGCCUCGGAGAUGGCGAGGGAGAAAGUCCCGGCCGGGAACAAGACGGUCAGAUGCAUUGUCCGUUUCCUCGAUGACACUGAGCAUGGCUUCGAUAUUGAUAAACGUGCCAAAGCUCAGCAUCUCUUGGACAAAGUUUUCGAACACUUGGAGCUGAUAGAAAAGGAUUACUUCGGGUGUCAGUAUCUUGACACAUCUCCGGGGCCCGAUGGCAUGCUUUUGCCAAACGAGCAGUUUGAUUCAGAAUUCAUGAGAUGGCUAGAUCCGUUAAAAGUACUCAAAAAGCAAAUCAGAGUCCCCCCACCAUAUCUGUUCUUCUUCCGAGUGAAGUUCUACGUUUCUGACCCUAGCAAGUUACAUGAGGAGUACACGAGAUAUCAUUUCUUCUUGCAAGUGAAGAAGGACAUCUUGGAAGGGCGGUUAAAGGUGCCUAUCUCAACGGCAGCAAGUUUAGCAAGCUAUGCAGUGCAAUCGGAACUAGGUGAUUACAAUGCAGAGGAACACACGAACGGUUAUCUGCAAGAAUUCAAAUUCAUUCCAAAUCAGAGUGAGGAGUUCGAAAAAGAAGUUGCCAAAUUACACAAAACUCACAAAGGCCAGAAUCCGGCGGACGCGGAAUUUAACUACUUGGAUCGAGCAAAACGGCUCGAGAUGUAUGGGGUAGAUUUACAUAAUGCUAGGGUAAGGGAUCAGAGUAACUUAGAGAUCAUGCUAGGGGUGACGUCGGUGGGUCUGGUCGUCUUUCAGAAUUCCAUGAAAAUAAACACGUUUUCGUGGGCAAAAAUUGUGAAGAUUUCAUUCAAGCGACGUCAGUUCUUUAUUCAACUGAGACGAGAGCUCAACGACUCGGUCGAGAAUUUGAUAGGUUUUAACAUGAACAGUUACCGGUCAUGUAAAAAUUUAUGGAAAUCUUGCGUUGAGCAUCAUACGUUCUUUCGACUACACACACCCCUGCCGCCCAAAAAAUACGGCCUUUUUUCGUUAGGAUCGAAGUUUCGGUAUAGUGGUAGAACAGAGUACCAGACGAUAGAGGAUAGUAAACGAAGAGCGAGAGUGGAGCGAAGUUUUUCAAGAUUUAAAUUUAAGUCGAAACUCAAACCAGUCGACGAAAAUUGCACAAGAGGCAGCCUUGCGAGUCCGAAGACCUCCCACGAUUCCCACGAACCAUUCUCUAGAUGGAACCGCUAUGACGCAUACUUCGGGUCGCCUAGCAAACGAUACGCCCGUCGAACGGUGGGGGGCACAACACGUGAUGUCAUAUCAGAAGAGCGUAAUGUGAUUGAUCGGCGGAAAAAUGCCCCGCAGCGGCCCGGGAGCGAGAGUAGCAGCAAGGUCACCGGCAUUCCAAACUCGAACAGCGUGCCACAUAUUAAACAUUAUGAAACGUACAAUAACCACGUUAGUCAGCCGAGUUCGGCACAGAGUUCGUUGCAGCGGAAUUCGAACGGGCGGCCGCCGAGGAAAAUGUUAGAAAAUAAAAAUGCCAAGGAUACCGAUAUUGACGAUGACGGUGGAUUCCUAUCACGUGUGCCACGAGAACGUGACGUGACGGACAGAGCCCGUGAUUCGUACGCUCCUACACUGCCACCAAAAAACUCUGGAUAUAUGGACGAUGACGACGGUAAACUCCCGCAGGCCGUCUACGAUCUACCCAUGUAUAAUGAAAUAACUGUGGAAAAACCAUUUAAAAGGCGAAAAUCUGUGCCAAAUGGGAGCGCCUACCAAGAAGGCCUCGUCUCAAUAAAAAUGAAACCAGACGACCAAGGCCGGUUUGGUUUCAACGUAAAGACUCUGGAGAACGUUAUACAGAAAAAGACACCGAGUGUUCCCGUAACAAGGUCGAUUCGAACGCGUUCCCGAACAGCCAAUCAGGGUGGUGCUGACCAAGGUAUGCCUAUCAUCGUGUCGCGGGUGGCGCCCAAUACCCCCGCCGACCUGUGUAUUCCGCGGUUGAAUGAGGGCGACCAGGUCUUGUUCAUCAACGGUCGUGACGUGUCGCAGCACACUCAUGAGCAGGUGGUAAUGUUUAUUCGAGCGUCGCGGGAGACGCACUCGGGAGAAUUGGUGCUUGUCGUUCGACCAAACGUUUACGUUGGUGACGACACGAUUGAGGAGCCAGACUUCCAAUACAUCCCCGACACGCAUCAUAUAUCAAGCACGUUACCUCAGUCGGACCUGUUGGGUGGUUCUCUCAUGCUCCUACAGGAGGCGCUGGAGUCCGGCGCAGCGUUGGCACAGUUUGAGCAACUUUAUCGGAAGAAACCAGGGAUGACGAUGCAGGCCGCACGGCAGUCGGAGAAUAUUCCCAAAAAUAGAUAUCGCGACAUAUCACCUUAUGACCAGACGCGGGUUAAGUUAAAGGCAAGUUCGUCGGGAGACUAUAUAAAUGCAAACGUUGUACAUAUGGAGAUAGUGGGUUCGGGCAUUGUAAAUAGAUAUAUAGCCGCCCAGGGCCCACUACCGAACACCGUUACUGAUUUCUGGCAGAUGGCCUGGGAACAACAGUCCACCCUCGUCGUCAUGCUCACGUCAAAAAUCGAACGUGGUCGUGUGAAAUGCCACCAGUACUGGCCCGAUCUUUACGAGACGGCCGACCUCGGACAGUUACAGCUCUCCUGUGUGAAGGAGGAGGAAACACCGUCCUUUGCAUUUAGAGAAUUCACUCUUGUUAACAUGGAGACUAACGAAGAGCGACAUGUCAGACAGAUGCAAUACAUUGCUUGGCCCGAUCACGGUGUGCCAGAAGACUCGGCCGACUUCCUCGACUUCAUCCUGAGGGUGAGGCAGAAUCGUUUAGGAAUGACCGAGCCCACCAUAGUACAUUGCAGCGCGGGAAUCGGUCGGACGGGCGUCCUGAUCACGAUGGAGACGGCGAUGUGCCUCGUGGAAGCCAACCAGCCGAUCUAUCCCCUGGACAUCGUGAGACAGAUGAGAGACCAGAGAGCAAUGCUCAUCCAGACAGCUAGUCAAUACAAGUUUGUGUGUGAAGCGAUACUGAGAGUUUAUCAUGAUGGUAUCGUGAAGCCAUUGGACGAAUACUCAAAAAGCUAGUGACGUUGACACGAAAUUUGAAAUUUGAAAUUUGAAAUUCGCAUGCCACGUGGAACUGGCAAGUUGAUCUGUGUACAAUCAUAAGGAGUCCCUUCUUCUCAGGAUAGAGACAAGGAAUUGUCCAUUUCCGUACCUUGUGUAGGCCUUUCGGCGAGGUAGCCCAAGUAGAAGGGUUUCCAGAGCGUUGGUACCUCAGAUAAGAGGGAUCCCAGAGCGUAGAGACCCAAGAUUGGCGGGCCCUGGGCACAGAGAGCUCCCUGAAAGACAGGUGCUUCGUUGGGUCCGCCAUGGUGAGGUACAGUGUAGGACCUCAUCACUGGAGCAGCCCUCGUGAGUCAGAUGACCCGUGUCGAUUCUUACGUUUGUCCCGGAAAGUGAGGAAGGGUUUUCAGUCAUCAACUUAGUCUCCUCUGUUUGUGUCUGAGGGCCAAUGGCUUCUGCUUGGAAGAUGUCAGGGCCCCAGUCAUGAGGCGCGCCAGUUUGAUUCCCUGUCAGUCUAAUCUUAUGCAAGUAUCAAUUCGUGUCUUGUACCCCCCCUCCUCAAGGGUACGACACCUUAUCACCCUAUAACGACAUCUUAAGGCUCAAGCAUCACCCUUUUUUCACCAAUGCUACUUUUUCUUUCGUCAAGACAUCACCAUCAACAAUAUAUCAGUUAUCACCGUCAUAUAAAGUAACCGGACUAAUUUUACUGGGUAAGGCUGUAUGUUCGACAAGACAUCGACACAUUAGCAUCCUUAUUCUUUCCAGCUUCGCCAAAUUUUCACUAAAGGAAAAAUAAAUACUACUCAAGCAUCGGCAAAGAUUAGUGGUGAUAGCUUAACUACCCUUGAGGAGGGGGGGUACAAGAAACGAAUUGAUACUUGCAUUAGUGAGUCGGUUAAGGUUGACCUGACGCAAUUGAGUCAGUCCUAUUGACUUCACCGGGGGAAGUUGCACCGAUGCAGGGCCGAUGCCAUAAGGUCUUGGAAGCGGUGGAUCAACCAGUCGAUUUCAACGGAAAGGUACAUAGCGUGGAAUCUGAUGACAUAUUUCGCAUCGACUGACGCCAUUUUUAGUCUUGACUGUCAUAGAUGACUGCGUCUAGCCCUGAUUAUGUGUUGAGAGACUAAGAGAUGCGGGGCCAUUCCAAUUAACAACUUGAUUGAAUCGUUUUGAAAACAAAUGUCAGAACGCGUUGAGCCUAACUGUGACAUAAAACAGAGAAGUUUAUUUUAUUGGAUGCGACAAGAUUUUUUAUUCAGAGAUUGAGUUAUGACGAUAUAUGAUCAGUUUUUAGGCGGCUGUUGCUUUGAAUUUAUCAACUGGUGGCAGUUUGAGAUAUGAAUAUAAUUAUCAGUUAUUUAUUCAGUAAAUUCUAGUGCGUAGUUGAAUCAUGGUCGUUGCUUAUAAGCUUGUUGGUGUAGAGGGAAUUGUCUCAUAUUUCACCAGAUUUGAGCCGAAAUUAUUCAUAAAUGUGGCAAUAAGGCAAAAAAUAAUGGGAAGAAAUUCAUCCCUCGUUUUUUCUGCCAAAGUGGAAUCAUGGCCUACAUGACUAACAUGGUUUUGAAGGUACAAACCGGCAUCCGACCCAAAAUCCAAAUUCCGUAUUUCCCGAUGUAGUUCAUUCAUUUUUUCCUUGCUUGAAUCUUCUGUCUUUUAUUUUGCAAAGCGUCCAAAAAUAUAAAUAAAACAGAACGGAUGCACUGAAUUAAAGGAUUCCCUUAAGAUGGCGCUGUCUUGGUAAUGCGGCGACAUUCGUGUGAAUGAAUUCUGUGAUUUUAGUGAAAUUGGACGAUUUCUGGUAGCCAUUUUGUUCGAUUUAUUGACGAUUUUUUGGCGGUCGUAUAUUGAUGGUUGUGGAGGUCAUCACUCUUAAAGGGACAAUAUGUUUCUCUUAAAGGGGGAAUAAGAAGUACGUCAUGGCAUAUUUUGCACCAUUUUAAAGUCCCUUUCAGCUGUAAUGAUGUGGUAUGUACUUAAUGUAUAGGAUUCUUUUAAAGGUGUCAUCGUCAUUUUACAGCGAAAACUGCGUAAAGGUCUGGAUUCUCACGCGUCUUUCUUGAGCCAAAAUUGUUCUAAUCACCGCGCAGACGAGCGAUUUAAAUCGCAACGAAAAGAUCUCUCAUCUGCGGGUAGGCUGGAAAUGGCAGCAUUUGCUAUUGAUGUAGCAGGGCGCUGCCAUCAGCGAUUCUUAUCGCAGGCACCUGUGAUGACCCCCUGCAGACAAGCAAUUUUUGUUGCACGCGAUUGUGAUUGCUGGUCACUGCAAUCUAAAUCGCUAUGAGACUAUCAGGCGGAUGAGAAGGAUCCAAAUUUGCAGUUUUAAAAACGUCCCAAGCAAAGCUUUGUUAAACGAAGAAAACAUUGGUUUUUCUCCGUUUUUGCCUGUGCUCAAUGUCCAAUGCAAGUGAAGUGCGUCCCCUAAGAACUUGAACCAAAGACAGUGUAUAUUAUCAUAAUUAAUCCACAGUAUAGUAAGGUUCUACGAAACGUGAAUUUAUAAAUAGAAUAAGUUGUACAUAUGUGUUGUAUACAGUGUAUAUGAUGUCAUAGCAAUAGUUAUUAAGUCAAAGUUAGAGAAAUCUUCUGUUAUAUCAUUACCGUGUAUAUUUUAAGAUUGCUUCAGACACGUAAUGGAUGAGAGGUCCCCAUAUAUAGAUCUUCGUGGCUUUUAGACAAUGUGUCCUUUUUGUGCUUAAGGCAUUUGAAUACCGGGGCAAGAUGGCUUCAUCUUGUCACCUCUAAAUCAUGUGGGACUAAGGCCAUGGGAAUGAUUAAUCCUGUUUACGGUCCGAGAGAUUUAAAAAGAUGAUGAGGCUUUUUUUCAUUUUUCAUUAUUCAUUAUCGGUUUACAGUCUGAUUUACUGGUCAAAACACGCGAUUCAGCAAGUUCCAGUAAAUGGAAAUCAGGUCGGUCAUCAUUAUGAGGCAUUGAAAAAAUGUCAUUAUUAUGAUGAAGAGCCUACUCUGCCAAGUUUUUAUUGUGUUUUUCAAUCAUUUAAGGUAAAGAUGAACCACUGGAAAGAUUAUUUAAAUAAAAAAAUGAUGGCAACAAUAAAAUAAAUAGAUUUUUUUAAAAAUAAUGAAAAUAUUUCAUGUUCGCUCAGAACCCAUGCGGGAGGUGGACGGUAAACAGGAUUAAUAAUUCCCAUGGCCUAACAAGAGUGGCACCAUUAGGUAAAUCUUGUACGGCUGGCGUUCCUGCUCUUUUUUGAAGGCUCACAUUGGUUCAAUGUUCAGCAGGUCAGAGCCUAUUUCAGUGGGCUACAGGCUUCAGUCGAUGAAACCAUGGGGGCUGUCUUAUCCAUCACAUUGGCAAAUAUUAUCCGCUUGCUUCGGUCUCAAGUUUUAAAAUUUUGCCUUCAUAAGGUAUUUAAGUUGUGUAUGUGAUCAACAUGUAUCAUUUUCACGCAUUGAAAUCAUGUUCGCCAUCUAGCUGUGGAAAUCUGGCACUCCAUUCUGCCGAGGUAACAUAAAGUUCGCCAUCAUGUAGAGUGAAAUGACAGUGUAUUUAUUAUGAUCAGGACUUUAGUCUGUAAUAUUUUUUAUAGUUUUCGAGAAUCAGUCGUGUAGAUUAUGGCAUUGCUGCCUCGGAGAAUGGAGCGUCGAUAAAGUUGGAUGCCACAGGUGGAUGGCGAACAGGUUUUCACGCUUUUUUAUGGUUAAAAAUGACACUUUGGGUUGUGAAAUGUUUGUUUACAAGUCCGUGUCGGUCAAUAAAAUAGUCAAAGAUUGUAAAUGUUUGUACAAAUUCGUCCGUGCAUGUUGUUAUUUUUCAUCAAUUGGUCAAAGUUCAGCUGCAUGCUGAAUAAAAUACUUCAAGAAGUUGUCCUAGACAAUUCAUAGUUGGGUCCCCCCCCUUGGAAGAAAGUAGAUUUGCAGCUCUAGUUGAGGUUCCAGAGACAUUUUAAACAGCGUGCUAUGGCAUUUUUUACAGCACUUUGUGAAUGAUAUGAUAGUCCAUCGCAGUGAAAUCGUUAUUUUCUUUCAGCGACGCACGGUCAUAGAAACUUGUGCUUAUUUCGAGCUAACACGUACAGUUUAUUGUUGUCUGAUUCAAAGGUCACGUGGUAUCUAUUGUAUUUUGAGAAAUACCUUGAUAGGGGAGUGAAGAACCACCUUUAAUUUCAUGCAUGUAUGAAAAUAAAUCAUCAAUUCGCUCUGAAAUAAACAAAUUAUGAUGCUUGAAACUGAUUUUGUAAAAACUUAUAAAAACACUUUUUGCGAAAAAAAUGGCGGAACUGUUUUGCGAUGAGAAAUAUCAUAUCAGCUAAUUUCAGGGUGGAAUAUAUUUGUCACGAUAUUACUGAACCAGUCGUGGAUUGUAAAUUCUUGAAAACGUAUUUCUUUGCGUGAUUUGCCGAGAACUUUUAGUAGGCCUACUGGCAUGAGGAAUACAAGGGUGUUUAAUCUGGCCAAGGCUACUGUUUUGUAUUGUGAAUAAAUAUAUGGAUUUUCGUAAAUUUUUUCUACGUUUUCAUCAUGCCAAAACUGUUUGGCGUAUGCAUACAUAGUUGCGAGUCUUUUGAUGAUAGUGCAGAUGUCGGGCCAGCUUUUUAUAAAAACGAAUAUUCCACAUUUUGCGAAAACAUUUGUAAAUUCUGUCGGCGCUUAGUGGGUUUUCUAUGAAGCGUCCUUGUUGUUUUAUGUCGUGAAAUCGUCGCCGUCAAUUUUGACCGGGCGAGUUUCUGCGGUUAGCAUUCACAGCUUUGAUAAUAGUCUAUUCAUCUGCCUUAGUUACCUUUCAAGCCAAUGAAAUUAGAUUACUCGUUUCUUGUCUCCAUCCUGUUUUGAAAAUAUGGUGGACGUUUUAUGUCCAAUUUGCUGCGGUGUUAUUUUCAUGGCAAAGGUGCAGAGGACACUUAGCUUAGAAUUGGCACAUUUUGUCACCAUGACAUCUCUCCCUCAAAUAACAGCAGAGUUCUAGCUCUUACAACCAUAUAAAUAACAAUUUUAUUAUUAUUAUUAUAACCCAUUCUGACCACUGGAAGCAUGGCUGAUUGGGGCCAAACUAAAAAUAAUUUCCUCUCCGAUAUACAGUAGAACCUCUCUUAGCGGACACCACUCUAUAAAGGACACCCUCUCUAUUAAGGAUGCUUGUUUUGGUCCCAAAUUGGGUCUUUCUAUUCAAUUUGACCUCUCUAAUCAGGACACUUCUCUAUUGAGGACAGUGCUUGUCAGUCCCAUGGGUGUCCUUAAUAGAGAGUUUCCAUUAUAUACUGAUUUCUUUGUAAAAUAACAAAAUUCUAAGAAUAGUGAAAUAUUUUGUGCGGGUCCAAAUCAUGUGCAGGUAGGGACAAGAAUCAGUUAAUCUUAUAUCAGUGGCCCUCUUUUCUAGGUUUUUAAAAUGGUCACAGCCCUCUACUUAAAGGACCGACAGAGUUAUUGAGGGCGCUUUACCAAGCUGUCGGCUGCCCAGUCGCCUUCCUCCAUACUGUGGCAGUUCCCAUCAUUAAAUUGCACAUAAAAUUGAAAAAUUCAAUAUAUUACUGAAUUGUCGCGGUAUUCCGACGUUAAUUCUGACUGUCAAGGCCACAUCUUUCCCAAUUCAAAUAUGAAUAUUAUUCAGAUUAGUUGGAUCCACUUUAAAAUGCUAAAUUGUGACUACAAACUUGGAAUACAUCCUUCGUCCAAAAAAGAAUUUGGUUAUAAACUCACAAAAAACACUCCUUCAACUUGGGUUCCAUUUCUCUUUUAACCAAAACACCAAAUUAGAAAGUGACUUUGGACUUGGAAAUUUGGUUCUGUAAAUCAGAAAUUUUGGCAGUUAAAUCAGAAAUUUGAAAAUGUAAAUCAGAAAUUUGGAAAUUUGGAAAUGUAAAUCAGAAAAUUGGUUACGUAAAUCAGAAAUUUGGAAAUGUAAAUCAGAAAUUUGGAAAUUUUGAAAUGUAAAUCAGAAAAUUGGUUACGUAAAUCAGAAAUUUGGUAAUUUAAAUCAGAAAUUUGGAAAUGUAAAUCAGAAAUUUGGAAAUGUAAAUCAGAAAUUUGGUUAUGUUAGUCGUACCUGGUGCUCUUUUUGAAUUUUCGUCGUAGACUUCUUUCGUAUUGGACACAUUUGUUUGUAUUUAUUGUCAUGAUCUAAUAGUAUCUGUUGGAAAGCUAGCUUAUAACUUGACAAUUUCAGUCUUUGUAUUGUAUUUUAUACUUACGACAAACUUUUGCGAUGUCAGUUGGAUAAGAUAUUGUAUACUAUUUAAAAUGUACAGACACAGUGCAUGUUUGUUGAUAAAAUGUCAGACGAGGAAUCAUUUUGGACUUGUUCCAUUCGAGAAAGGGGGUGUUUUGGACUUGUUCCAUUCUAGAAGAGGGGUGUUUUGGACUUGUUCCAUUCUAGAAGAGGGGUAUUUUGGACUUGUUCCAUUCUAGAAGAGGGGAGUUGUGGACUUGUUCCAUUCUAGAAGAGGGGUGCUUUGGACUUGUUCCAUUCUAGAAAAGGGGUGUUUUGGACUUGUUCCAUUCUAGAAGAGGGAAGAGGGUUGUUUUGGACUUGUUCCAUUCUAGAAGAGGGGUGCUUUUGGACUUGUUCCAUUAUGGAAAGGGGGUGCUUUGGACUUGUUCCAUUCUAGAAAAGGGGUGUUUUGAAAGUGUUCUUUUCAAGAAAGGGGAUGUUCUUGACAUAACUGAUCUCAAAGAUAAUAAUAAACUUGCAGGUUGUUAUCAUUCUUUUGUGUGUACCGAUUUUGGCAGAGGCAUUUCGAGAAAAGUUGGGAAAUCACCAUGGCGAUGAACAACAGGUAGGAAUGUUCUAGAAGUAUGAACAAUUAUAAAACCAAUGUUAAUGGGUCACCUUGAAUAAUUUUCUGGUGACGGAAAAAAUACAAAUUGGGAAAAGACACAAUCGUAUUUAAUACCUCCAAAAAAAUUUCUGUGAAAGAUCUUCGUCGAAAAUGUUAGGUUCUGUUUCUUUUCAUGAAAUGUUAUUUACAGAAAAGUUAACCUUAUUUUGAUAUCAAAUUUUCUCGAAAUGCCUUGGUCAAUAGAUGGGCAACAACUCAUUAGACGUUUCAGGAAUCCUUUAAUAUGCGAUAAUGUCAAGUCUCCCAUAACUUGAACUCGAUUGCAUCGCCACUGAGCUAAGGUAGAAAUAUAUUUUUAUCAACUGAACAAUAGUCACUGAGUCAUUGCAGAAUAUUGUAAAAACACAGAAAUAAAAUGUGGAUCUUUUCCGAAAAAGAUAAA